This is a messenger RNA of Sitodiplosis mosellana (orange wheat blossom midge), 3624 nucleotides long. Its product is annotated as F-box only protein 25. Gene Ontology annotation, biological process: protein ubiquitination. Bases 1118 to 2347 code for a protein of 409 amino acids. Gene Ontology annotation, molecular function: protein binding. Lineage: Eukaryota; Metazoa; Arthropoda; Insecta; Diptera; Cecidomyiidae. The transcript has 7 exons. The record is from RefSeq and is a predicted model, not a curated record. Gene Ontology annotation, cellular component: cytoplasm; nucleus; SCF ubiquitin ligase complex.
UUUGAGUGUGUCUUCAUACAACUUGCAGUGUUUUCGUUCGACGAAUGCGAACAUUUUCGCUCCAUACUAUUUAUUGUUGCUUCAUUCUGCUCUCGCGCUACUACACAUUCGUCUGUAUGAGCGAGGCAAUAGCUGCUGCUGCUGCGCAUUGACAAUCACACAGUCUUUUUUCUUUCUUUCUUUCUAUUUGGAUGGAUUCUUAUUCGAAUGAACUGUGUUGUUGUAUAUCGUGUGUUGUGUGUGCCUUGCAUAUGUUUUUCGAUUGAGUGUUGCACAGUAUUCGAUGUGACUUCGUUUUGUGUGGAUUUGGUGUUUCGUGUAGUAGCGCGCAGAAUAUAAACACAACACAACUCAGGAAACUUCAUUUCAUAUAACUUAAAUGAAAAAUGUUUGAGACGACGACCGAAAAAAAGAACGGCACAAAAAAAAUACAACAAGGACUGAAAAUUGUACAGGGCUUUGGUGACCAAAUUUGAUAGGAAAAAAAUAAGGCACACAAUUCAAUGUUAAACGAUAGUUUGUGUUUGAUUUAAAUCUAAGCUGAUUUUACUGACUUUGGCCGGACUAACGAAAUAAAAUCGCAAAAAAAUCGCAACGCGGACAAAACAGAAACGAAAAACGAAGUAGACUCAAAUUGCGACUGCCACACAGCACACAUCUUUCGAAACAAUUGUUGGAUUCAGUGGUUUUUUUUUUUGAUUGUACAAUAUUUGACAAUUCUUCAUCGUACUGUAUUCAGAAACAGAGAAAGAGAAAAGAAAGAGAAAAAAACAACAACAAAAGAACUUUGCAUUUUUUACCGUGACCUAAACUGAAGCGUUCAAUCUUGUUGCUAGAUAAAUUUUCAUGCAUAUAAUUUUUAAGUACUAAAACGCAAACCGCUGUUGGAAAUUGUGAUUAUUCGCUGACAAAAAUAAUUGUUGUGACGCAUCGAUUUCGUGAACUAUUUGUGAUUUCAUUUAAGCCCUCAGAAGAAAUCGUGAACAUUUGAUUUUCGAAUAAGCAUCAACAACAACAACACAAAACAAAAUCUAGAAUCAAUCAAACUAAGGAUUUCAAUCAAUCGACUGCAGCAGUUAGAUCACGUCGUAAUCGGAUAUCAUUUAGUAAAUCGAAAAUGCCAUUCAUUUCGAAGGAUUGGCGUUCACCUGGUGAGGCUUGGGUUAAGACUGACGACGGAUGGGAGAAGUUAAAAGUCCUGGAAUGUGGCAAACGUAAGAGAUGCAGCAGUGAACCUUGUGAUACGAGUGAGAGUUGGUCGAAUCCAUCAAAUGGACUAGGUGAUGAUGAUAGUGAAACUGAUAUUCCGCCGCAUUGCCAUAUAACGUUACGGUGUACACGUGAAAUAGCCGGUUUCAAUGGACUUGGCGAAGCUGUGAAACGUUUAGAUUUUCGUUCAUCGGUUCGCGAUCGACGAAGGUUUCAAUAUGUAUGCUCAUUACUACGUUUACUAGUAUCGAACAAAGGGAUCGCCAGCCUGCCGGGCAGUGCCCAACGAAUGCUCUUGCAAAUGCUGGAAGAAGUUGCCACACAUGUAAGCGAUAGUCAACAAAAUAUUAACGUACUCAGAGGGUUAGCGAUACAACUGCAGAAGAUUGUCAAUCAAGAGAAUCAAAAAUGCUGGGGGAAGCCAUUAGGCAGCGAAAUAUUGUGGAAAGGUCAUGUCGAAACCAUUCAACGUAUCCAAGAAAUGGCCACACAAAUCAAAAUCAAAGAGCCGGGUCCGGAUGUGUAUCCAAAAUUGCAGGAUUUACCAGAGGAGUGUGUUCGUGAGAUUAUACUACGCAUAAAUGAUCAUCGAGAUUUGGAAGCUUCAUCGGCUGCCUGGACUCUAAUGGCAGCAUUAGCUUCGGAGCAGAGAGUAUGGCGCGAAUUGACUCAAUUCCACUUUACCAAGCCACAAAUCGAUCAAAUGAUUCAAAAACAAUUUGCCAACAACAAUGAUUCGAAUAAAGUCAGUAAUGAUCGAAAUAACAGUAGCACCACGAAUAGUAAUAGCCAACAGAAUGCGGCGAACUCAAGCAAUCAACGCAACGAUGUCAACUCGAACAGCGUGAACAGCACCGAAAACAAAACAUCGAAACGUUUCCAAACCAAAGAUUGGCAGAAAAUUUAUCAUGCACUUAGAAGAAAAUAUGGAAUUCGAGAGGACUAUCAGUAUUCGGAAAUUUUGGCGUUGUGCAGAUUUUGUUGUUGCUUGUUUUGGCCAUCGGCAGGCCAUCCUUGCAUAGCGGAUCAGUCGCCAGACUAUCGGGCUCGUUUGAAAGAGGCAGCUGGUGGUGAUACAGCAAUCAACGAGUUUCAACCAGUACCGCCAGCUCAAUUUCUCAAAUAUUUUUCGCUGUAAAUAGAAAAAAGAACUUGAUUAUAAACGAUGGCUUUAAAUCGAACGGAUACAAACGAUGAAAAGAUACAUCUAUACUGGGUAUUUGGUGUGUGUGUGUGUGUGUGGUUGCAAUGAAUUUUCAUUGUUACAACCAAAAAUGUGAAGAAAAAUAUAUUACACAAUGGCGUCGGCGGCGGAGGCAUAGAAAGGAAACGUUUCAUUUUCUUACGUACGAUAUACACCACAACUAAAUAAUUCAGCAUAAAAUUUUUUAAAUCAUUAUUCGAUAUUUUUCAAUUCGUUUACGAUAUAUAUUUCAGAAUUUCGCUCUUUUUUCUAUCAAAAAUUAGGCUAUGGCGCAUUUUUUCUUUCAUAAUUUUAGUAACUAACACAUGAUUUUCGAUUAUACUUUUAGCUUUUUGUCAUGCGUGAACAAAUAGAUUCAAAAUACAAGAUUCAUAGAAUAAACAAAACACACACACAAAAAAAAGAGAAAAACAAACCAAUAUAAAUUGUUAACCAUUAAAAAUUAUGCUUGUUGAAGGAAAUGUUAACACAAAUAAAUUACAAAACAAAAACAUUGCAAAUGAAAGAGUAAAAAUAGAAAACGAAAAAAGGAAAUGAAGAAGAAGAAGAAGAAGAAGAAAAUACAGAGAGAAAUAUGAGAUAUCAUAACAUGAGGAAAAGAUGAAAAAAAUUGUCUAUUUAACGAAUGAGUCCAUUGAAUGAAGGCAAAAAAAUCAAAUCAAAUCAACUAUUUACUAUAUAGCAGAUUCCUAUAAAAUAUAUAGAUUUUAUGGUUUAAAAAUAAAAUAAAAAGAAAAAUAAAUGAUAAAAAAAAAUCGUACAGUAAAAGACAAAUGCACCGGAUAAUUUCAUUACAUCGUUUUUUAUCGAUUUUCGACACUCAUUUUCGACUGAUUUUUUCGUAACUUUCGGUUGAGUUUCAACGUUAUCGCAAUAAAAUUCAUCUUCAUUUCGUAUCACUUUCGCGAAGAGUUUGUUUCUAUUUUCGACCAUGGCGUCAGCGACACCGUCGAUCAAUGCGAACGAUGCCGUUCCGAAAAUGGUUCAUCAUUUUCACAACGCAAUAUUACGUGAAUAUUUGUUGUAAUAUAAACUGCCAAUUUUUUACGUCUCAAAUUCUGGACCGUCAUUUUUUUGUGACUAAAAGCCAAUUGUUAGCAAACAUUUGAAUUUUUUCUUCUCUCAUCAAUCUUUUCUCGUCUUCCAAUAUUCAAAAACGGAACAAAUGUAAGACAAAGAAAGAAAACAAUAAAAAAAACUAUACCUACCGA